This is a messenger RNA of Striga asiatica, 823 nucleotides long. The record is from the annotation of a GenBank genome assembly. NCBI's taxonomy places the organism in Eukaryota, Viridiplantae, Streptophyta, Magnoliopsida, Lamiales, Orobanchaceae.
AAAAACGAUGUCUUUUGCUGUGAAAAUCUUAGCAAACCCUACGCCAGCUCAAGCCCCCUCCGUCUUUGCCAUUUACAGAGCUUCGUAUUCAAGCCCAUGUCUCUCAAUUCCUUUCAAACCCAUCAGAUUCAACCUCUCUUGCUCCCACCCGAGCUUUCUCUGCCUGAAGAAGAAAGAGCCCCUUGUGAGGGUUUCUGUUGUGGCCGCCGAGAAUGAAGAGAACGACCCAGUAGCUCUCGAGGAGCACGAAGAGGGUUUUGAUGGUAAACUCAACUGGGAUUCCUCGGAAAGUGAGGCCGAGGGAGGGGAGAGUGUUGGGUAUGCUAAGCCGAAUGAAGUCGGGGGAUUGUAUGUGGGGUGGCUGCCGUACACUGUGACUAGUGAGAAUUUGGCUCAGAUGUUUGAGGAGGCCGGUGUUGUAGAGACGGCUGAGGUUAUUUACUACAAGGAUACUGGCCAGAGUAGAGGCUUUGGAUUUUUGACGAUGAGUACCCUGGAAGAAGCUGUGAGGGCUGUGGAAAUGUUCGAUGGCAAAGUUAUAGGCGGGAGGUCAUUGAGGGUCAAUAGAGCCCAACCGUUAGGGUCAAACUCAAAGCCUGAAUGACAACCUCGUAUGGUCAAGUCCGGUUCAAAUGGAUGGUCACUUUUUUCUCUAAUUGGGACCAAAAUUACCAAUAUUAUUAGGAAAAUAUGUAAAAGAGAGCCAGAUAGUUAAGAUUGCCAUAUUUUUUUUAAAAAAAAAUUAUUUUAAUUUUGUUUUUUGGUAGAUUGUAUGGUGAUUACUUAUUGGCUGGUUGAAUGUUAUGCUGUAUUUAUAAUGUCA